This is a messenger RNA of Closterium sp. NIES-65, 3957 nucleotides long. Lineage: Eukaryota; Viridiplantae; Streptophyta; Zygnematophyceae; Desmidiales; Closteriaceae. The record is from the annotation of a GenBank genome assembly.
AUGCGACGACAAGCAAGGGGCGGCAGGAGAGCACUGCCGUUCCAAGGGGCUUGGAAAGGACCCGAGAAGGUUCAGGUGCUGUCGCGCGCAGACAUGGUGCAUUACGUGGACGUGAGAGGCGCGUGGGACUGGCGAGAGUGCGAGUGCUGCUUCGACCGCGCAGUGAGCUACCGCGCACAGCGCGCACUCGGCAUGGUCCGCCUGAGACACUUCCGUUGCGACCUUCAGAGGCAGCUGCCAGACUCCAUCCCCCUUGCUCCCCAGGAGCGACCAUCCAGCGCCAUGGUUGAGGACUCCGCUAGAGUGCCCUUGAGGCCGUUGGAGCCUCUGGAGGAGUGGCCUCCCCAGCAGUUGUUCGGCGUCAAGUGUGUCGUGGCGCCCAUUCGCUGUGCCGAGGCGAUGAUUCUCGAGUGGAUGGCUGAGCCUCGCGUGGGCGUGCUCAUGGACCUGGGGAGGAUCAGAUCCCGCCUGCCUGCCAUCCUGGCCGCUACAGAUGCUGCUACAGCUGCAACCUCUCCUGCGACAGCUGCUGCCCUUGCUGCCGCUGCUAGUGGAACGUGGGCGACUCGCUGGGCUGCCUACCGCCGUGCUUUCGGGGCGGGGAGGCAGGUGGAGAACGACUGCAUUGCGUCUGUGCUGGUGCAGGUGCUGGGGGUUAAGGAGGGUGCUGACCUGCAGGAAGGGUUUGGGUUCUUCGUGCAGCAUGUGCUGUCAGGCGGGCUGGAGAAGGCGCAUGGAGAGGAGAAGGGGAGGGGGGCAGCUGGGGGGGAGGGUGCUGAGAAGACACACUGGGAGGAGGGGGGGACUGGGGGGGAGGCUGCAGAGAAAGCGCAGGGAGAGGAGGGACGGGCGGAUGGCGAGAUGAUGGAUAGGGGUGGGGGCAUGGAAAAAGAGGAGGAGCAGGUGGCCGCCCUGGCAAGGUUGAUUGCCUCGCAGGUUGAUGCUGGUGGUGGGAGGGACGGAGGGGAACCAAAGCAUAGCAGCGAGGCGAGCAAAGGGGGAGAGAGACACAGCAGCGGGGCGGCUAAUGGAGCUGCUGGGGAGGGUGGCAGACGAGGGAAGAAUGGGCAGUGGAGGGAGAAUCUGAAGGGGCAUGUGUGGGAGAGGUAUGUGGAUGGCAUGGCUUGGAUUCUAGAGCAUGGAGGGGGGGAAGGGAGGGAGUUUAGAUGCAGCCAGUGCAGUGAGGAGGGCAGCCAGUGCAGUGAGGAGGGCAGCCAGUGCAGUGAGGAGGGCAGCCAGUGCAGUGAGGAGGGCAGCCAGUGCAGUGAGGAGGGCAGCCACCAGUGCAGUGAGGAGGGCAGCCAGUGCAGUGAGGAGGGCAGCCAGUGCAGUGAGGAGGGCAGUCAGUGCAGUGAUGAGGGCAGCCAGUGCAAUGAGGAGGGCAGCCAGUGCAGUGAGGAGGGCAGCCAGUGCAGUGAGGAGAGCAACCAGUGCAGUGAGGAGGGCAGCCAGUGCAGUGAGGAGGGCAGCCAGUGCAGUGAGGAGGGCAGCAACAAUGGAGGUGAUGUGCAGGUGAAUGGUGCUCCCAAGGGCAUGUAUGUGAGUGGAGUAGGCGCCACGGAUUUCGCUCUUGCGUUUGCCACAGAGCUGUCUAAGCCAGAGAGCUGUGCUGAGGCGUGUAUGUACAUAUUGGAUGGGAACAAUGCCAAUAAGGUGAGGGUGGAAGAGGCAGCAAUUCAGGAGGCUAGAAGCAGGUUGAGAAGAGGGGUAGGUGGAAAGGGCAGAAAAGUGCGUUCAGGAGGAACAGGAGGAGAUGGGGCAGCAGCAAACACGAGUGGGGCAGCAGCAAACACGAGUGGGGCAGCAGCCAACACGAGUGGGGCAGCAGCAAACACGAGUGGGGCAGCAGCAAACAGGAGCGGGGAAGCAGCAAAAAAAAUCCGAGCAGCAGCAAGCACUACCGGGGCAGUAUCAAACACGAUUCGGGAAGAAGCAAACACGAGUGGGGCAGGAGCAAACACGAGUGGGGCAGGAGCAAACACGAGUAAGGCAGGAGCAAACAGGACCAGAGCAGCAGAAGCAUCAGUGAUGAGGAAUGCAUCUGCUUUCAGUGCUGCUGCUUCAGAUGAAAACCGGCCUUGUACACGAGUGGAUGGCACCUGCGCCAGCUACAACCCUGGGCUAGUACCCGUAAACACAAAUCCGGUUUUUUCAGCCUUCACUUAUCGAGUUGCCCGCAUCUUACAGUGGGUUCGAAUCUACGGCUCAGAUGUUGUCUUUGUAGACCGAUGCUGCAAGAGUAAGCCACAGAAUAAGAUCCUGGAAAUGCCCCAUCCCUUUCGAGACCUCCCGAGCCUGCUGCUGAGGCUUGGUGCCAUCCCCAAGCCUCUUGAUGAUGCUGAUUUUGCUGUAGAGUGGGAGGAAUGGCCACAGGGCGAUGAAGCUGCUUUGAAGCUUCCAGAUGAUCCCAAUGCAAGAUUCUUUCUGCUGGGUAUCUCGGAGGAGAGUGGAACGGGAGUGGAGAGUGAGCAGAGGGUGACAGAAGUAGCAUCAAAGUCUGGGAGGAAGCACACGAGGCGGAAGGUGAGAGGAGCCAAGGCACCUGGCCAAGCGAGUGACGGCAGUUGGGGCCACACAGACAGAGGGAUUGGCGGAGUGACGGAGCAAAAGGGCAUUCCACAUCCAUUCGGCAUGGCUGUUAUACGGCCGCCUCCGAGAAGGAAGCUUCCCAUUGUCCGUUGCGUGGCGGAUGCAGAAUCUCUUGUGGAGGGGGUCGGCCAGGUCGUGACUCCACCGGCAUGUACCCACUGUGUCCAGUGCUUCCGCGACUACUACCUCCUCCUCCCAUCCAUCGCCCUCAUUGCCAAGUAUGCCUACCGCCCCCUCUACGUUCUCUUCAACCGCUUCUUGUCCGUCUUCCCGCCGCAAUCCUUUGGGUUCCACACGCUCGUGAAGGACAUGGGGUUGCCGCCGUUUCCCUCACGCCCGGCACCACCUACCAACCUUGCAAUUCUGCGCGGUGAGAUUGAGAAGGAGCGCGUUACCUUUCUGCUGCUCGUCGCCCUCAAGUGGCCGGCCUCCAUUCUGGAUUUGGAACAGUUUGAGGGCAAAGAGCUGUUGGAGGGAGACGCGAUUCGAGUGAAGAAGAAGGUUGCGACGGGGAGGAAGAAAGGGAAGGCUCGGAGAGGGAUGGGAAACGGAGGGGAGGAGGAGGAAGAGGAGGACGAUGGAGAGGUGCAGGAGGAGUUGGAGUCGUGGUGCUUCACAGCCCAGAAUGCUUGGCCAUCCAGCCUGCGUGUCUCGUUGCGGGAUGCCGAUGUUGAAUCGGAGGACUCAGGUUCAGGUCUGAGUGAUGUGUGCAUGGGCAGUGAGGGGCAGCAGGAGAGGGUGGACAUGAACACGAGGAUUGCUGAUCUGGUCAGCACAGGUGUGGACAAGAUGCGCCGAAAGAGGGUGCAACUCCGCCGGGGUGGUGCUGUGGCGAGUAGCAGCACUGGCAAGGGCAAUGAGGGAAAGGGGAAGAAGGCGGAGCUGCCACCUUACCUAAAGGCAUGGCCAGGGGGGGUCAAUCUGCUGGCAUGUCUGCGAGAGAUGCUGUUGGGGGAGCCGUGCUACUGCCCUGCCUCCCCUGCUGCCCCUUCCGUCCAUCCUGGUGUGAACAUCACUGGUGCAGCGCCAAGCACAACUGCUUCUGCCUCUUCCUCCCUUGCUGCUCCAACAACUGCUGCUCCAAACACUGCUGUCUUGUCUACCCACCCACCCGUACACACCUGUGCUACCAUGUCUACCUAUGCUGCUUCUUCUCCCCAUGUCACCCCAACUACUGGUGCUGCAAUAGGCACUGCAGAUACAGCUGCAUGUGCAGAGGCCUCUGCUCUUGAUGCUAGCAGGGAGAGUAGGUGCAGUGCUGCGGGGUGUGGAAGGAUGGAGGGUGGUGGUGUGAAGCUGAGGAGCUGCGGUGGGUGUGGCAAGGUGGCGUAUUGCAGCAGAGAGUGCCAAAAGGCGCACUGGCCCUGA